This is a messenger RNA of Solenopsis invicta (red fire ant), 612 nucleotides long. Its product is annotated as ejaculatory bulb-specific protein 3. NCBI's taxonomy places the organism in Eukaryota, Metazoa, Arthropoda, Insecta, Hymenoptera, Formicidae. The record is from RefSeq and is a predicted model, not a curated record. Bases 60 to 416 code for a protein of 118 amino acids. The transcript is spliced from 2 exons.
CACGCAAAUUUGAUCACUUAUUUAGUAUCUCACGUGUUACUGUGAAAAUAGAAGAAACGAUGGCUCGGUUAAGCUGCAUCGUAACAGUCAUCGGUAUUGCACUGAUGUGUGUUGCGGCACAAGAUCUCUAUUCAGAUAAGUUCGACCACAUUGACGUUGCGAGUAUCGUUACGAACGAUAAAUUGCGUAAUGAAUAUUAUAGUUGUAUUAUGGAUACUUCGCCAUGCAAAACAGCCGAUGCGAAGUUCCUUAAAGAGAUUUUUGCCGAAGCUCUAAAUAAUGACUGUAAAAAAUGUACUGAGAAACAAAAGGAACAUAUGAAGACUAUACAGGAUUGGUAUACAACAAAUAAACCUGAUGAAUGGCAAGCUGCCGUUGCAAAAGCUGAGGAUUUAAAAAAGAACGCUCGUAAAUAACGCUGCUAAAACAAACGGACAAGAAAAACAUGAAAACAACAGGAAAUAUUAAUUAUCUAUAAAGUUAUUGAAUCUUUUAUUCAACAACAUCUCUUGGAGAAAUAGAGGAAAAUUUUGAGUUGUUAUAAUUAUUAGCUUAAUUAAUUCUUGUAUUGUAAUAACGUGUUGUUGAAAUAUAUUAUACAGAAAUACAAUA